This is a messenger RNA of Fusarium verticillioides 7600, 1405 nucleotides long. RefSeq lists its product as hypothetical. The record is from RefSeq and is a predicted model, not a curated record. NCBI's taxonomy places the organism in Eukaryota, Fungi, Ascomycota, Sordariomycetes, Hypocreales, Nectriaceae. Gene Ontology annotation, molecular function: signaling receptor activity. Gene Ontology annotation, cellular component: membrane. The coding region runs from base 125 to 1090 and encodes 321 amino acids. The transcript is spliced from 3 exons.
GAAUGCUUAAGGCCUUGACCCUCCUCCUCCUCCUCUUCCUCCUGCACCAUCGAUAUCUUUACCGAACAACUCCUCCGAUCAGACAAGGAUUCAGCACAACCUAGAACAACUGCGCGCAGUCAUUAUGACCGGGCUAGAUACUGUUAAAAAACGCCGCGCGCAGCCUGAGAACUUAAACGGCGCAAAGCCAAUGGCCGAUCCAUCACCCACAACACGGACCGUCACAUGGCACGAUAUUCCCGAGUGGCGGCGGGACAACAAGUACAUUCUCACCGGGUAUCGCCCGUUGGAAGCAGACUAUUUACAAGUUAUCAAAAGUCUCACUUUCUUACACAAUGAGACCUGCAACGUUUAUACUCAUUUGAUCGGCGCUGUGUUACUGCCACUCUUUGCAGUCACUAUUCUCCGAACUAUAUAUGGGCCACAGUAUAUUGACGUCACAAGAACCGAUUUCAUCAUGUUCACUAUCUUCUUCUGUUCCGCCGAGAGCUGCCUGGUCUUCAGCGCUAUGUAUCAUCUUAUCGGAAGUCAUUCACACGAGGUGGAGCAAUUUUGGCACCGGAUGGAUUUGCUAGGGAUCGUUAUUGUGACCGUUGGUACCUUCAUUCCCGGGAUCUACUACAUCUUCAAUUGCGAACCAUUUCUGCAGAAGAUUCAUUGGACUAUUGUCGUCCUUUGCGGAUCUGCCACAGCUGCUCUCAUCUGUAUACCUAAGUUUAGGACAUUGCGAUGGCGUAAAGUGAGGGUCGGCGCCUAUGUGGCCCUCGGUGCUUCCGCUUUUAUCCCCUUAUUGCACGGCGUGCAGGUCUAUGGUCUAGAAUAUAUGCUCGAGUAUUCGGGCAUGAAAUGGUACCUUGUCGAGCUCCUUCUGUACGGAGGGGGCUGCGGCCUUUAUGCAUUCCGAAUCCCUGAGCGUUUUGCACCAGGGCAUUUCGAUAUCUGGUUCGGCUCUCAUCAGAUCUUUCAUGUAUCGAUUUUAUGCGCCAUGUAUGUGCAUACAAUUGCGCUGUCGCAGGCUUUCACGGCAUGUCAUACGUUGGACAUAUGCCACAUUCAAUCUGUUCAUCAAGCUAGGGGCAAAAGCUUAUAACGGCCGAGGGCUCAGGGUCAGUAAGGAGGUGCAAAUAGCAUGCUGGUUUCUAUGUUCUAUCACACUUACGGGGCCGAGCUGGUCAAAUGGGAUCACAUAUGCUUUAGAUUCCGACGAGGCACCUAACAAAUCUAUAUCCAAUCAGACCACCAGAGAAACACUAUAUCUUCGACAGGUUGUAGUAAGCCCCCCGGGAGAACUCUUCUGAUUCAGGACAUUGAAUGUGCCUAUCGGAAUCUAAGGGUCAGGAAUUGAAUUGCCAGUCAGCUAGUAGGAUCUAAAGGAACACUUCAAUCUAUGAUAAGAUUCUACGGA